This is a messenger RNA of Ambispora leptoticha, 363 nucleotides long. The record is from the annotation of a GenBank genome assembly. NCBI's taxonomy places the organism in Eukaryota, Fungi, Glomeromycota, Glomeromycetes, Archaeosporales, Ambisporaceae.
CACCAAAUUUCAAUAGCAACGUCGUCAUCGUCAUCGCUAGUACCACCACUGACUGAUAAUAAAAAUUUACGCGAAUUAGUCAAAAACGCAUUAUCUAACAUCGACUCAAAUAUCUUGAAAAAUAAUUGCAAUAAAUCUAAAGAUGGAAGAAGGCUUUUAGAAAGUGCGUGGCAAGUUGAAUUGUACCGUACAAUAUAUGAUCAUCUUCCGGAAAAUGUAACAAUAUCUGUAGAAGUGGGUAAGUUAUUUACCAAUGAUGGCGUCCUAGAUUUAUACAUACCGGAGCUCCAAUAUGCAAUAGAAAUUCUUAUUGAUGGGAGUUCCCUUCAGGAACACUAUAACCGAUUCGAAAAAGGUAUUUAA